This is a messenger RNA of Linderina pennispora, 376 nucleotides long. RefSeq lists its product as uncharacterized. The record is from RefSeq and is a predicted model, not a curated record. Bases 16 to 198 code for a protein of 60 amino acids. The transcript has a single exon. Lineage: Eukaryota; Fungi; Kickxellomycota; Kickxellomycetes; Kickxellales; Kickxellaceae.
UCCUUAUGCAUUACUAUGGUUAUUGUUUUGGCUAUUGCCUUGAUUAUUGCCUUGAUUAUUGCCUUGAUUAUUGCCUUGGUUAUUGCCUUGGUUGUUAUCUUGGUUAUUAUUUUGGCCAUUACCUCCUACAUUUCCUUGAAUAUAAUCCUGGGCUACACCAACAAUUGUAUCCUGGAUAAGCUGUUUAACCCUAGAUGAGGAAAAAGCUGCUCUAAACCUGCUCAUAGUUUUGGAUAGGUUUGAAUAGAGAGUAUAAUGUUCUUAUAAAAGAAAUGGCAUAUAAGUAAAACUAAAGUUUAUAAUGAAAAAUGUAUUGUUAUAAUACUAAGAUGAAAAAUUUAUAAGAAGUAGGUUAAUAUAUGACUAUUUACGGAAG